AUGACAGCUACCGCUCCACUCCCGCUGGACUUGUCGCACCACUUAUCCUACGCGACCAAGAACAAGAAACCAAGCAGCGUCAAAGAUUUCUAUAAAUACUUCCUAAUCCCUGGAAUUGCCAAUUUUGCAGGAGGUUUGCCACAUCCAUCCUACUUCCCAUAUGAUACACUCGAAGCCAAAGUCGCGCUACCACAACGCUUUCUACCAACCAACAAUGAAGACGCCAAGUCAUCAGUGCGAGUAACAGUCCCAAAAGAAAGCCACACAAAGGACGCCACACGGAAAAUCGACCUAGCCACAGCUCUACAAUAUGGCACCGCUGAAGGCAUCGCACCUCUAGCCGCAUUCCUGCGACAAUUCACACGCGAGCAUCUCCAUCCAAAUAUCCCAUAUGCAGGUGGCCCCGAUAUCAUCAUGACCUGCGGCUCGACCGAUGGUUUCCAUAAAGCAGUUGAGGCAUUCACGAACAUCUGGAACCCCGACCGGGACUGGAUCCAGCAGCGGGAAGGUGUCUUGUGCGAGGAGUGGGCGUAUAUGAAUGCCAUCCAGACGGUUCGGCCUCGUGGGCUGAAUAUUGCCAGCGUUGCGAUGGAUGGUCAAGGUAUGCUUGCUACUGGUAAAGGUGGAUUGAAGGAUGUGUUGGAGAAUUGGGACUUCCGACGCGGUCGCAGGCCUCAUUUGAUGUACACCGUAGCAACUGGCCAAAACCCAACUGGAGGAACACUUUCAGUCGAACGACGAAAGCAGAUCUAUGCCCUCUGCCAGAGAUACGAUGUGAUUAUCGUUGAAGAUGAACCAUAUUGGAAUUUGCAGUUCCCGUCCGCUUAUGAGCAGACUGUUCACUAUCGUGGCUCGUCUCCUGAGCCCAACCUGUAUACCAAGAACUACAAUGCAGAGGGCAAGUCGUCAGGCUAUGCGUUCUUGGAUUCGCUGGUUCCCUCAUAUCUAUCUAUUGAUAUCGAGGGCCGGGUGGUCAGACUGGACACAUUUUCCAAGACCAUUGCACCAGGCAGCCGACUUGGUUGGAUCACAGCACAGCCAGCAUUUAUCGAGCGCUUCGCUCGGAUUACAGAGGUCACCACACAACAGCCAUCUGGUUUCGUCCAGUCCUUAGUGGCCGAGAUGAUUUUUGGAAAGUCCGAAGAGGACAGCAAUACGCGGUCCAAACAAGUAUCUUCAGGUUGGCACAUGAACGGCUGGGUCCGCUGGUUGGAGGGUCUACGCGGGAGCUAUGAAAAGCGCAUGCAAGCCAUGUGCACGGUCCUGGAAGAGAACAAAUUUCUUUUCCACGAGGGAUCAGCAGUAGAUCAUGUCGAUGACUGGGAGGUGGUUGACCGGGUGCAGAUGUUUGACUUUGUCUGGCCGAUGGGCGGCAUGUUCGCUUGGGUUGAGAUCUUCUUUGAUACCCACCCCUUGCAUUCUCAGUUUAGUGGGGAGCGAUUAUCCAAGGCAUUUUGGAUUCAUCUGACCAAGAAGCCAUAUCUGUGUCUUGUUGGGCCGGGAAGUAUGUUCGCUGCAACUCCUACAUCAGCUGCGAAGGCGUACCGAUACAUUCGGGUGGCUUUUGCUCCCAUGGAUAUUGACGCGGUGGCGCCUUUCACCCAUAGAUUGGUAGAGGGUCUUCGGUCGUUCUGGCAGUUGAAGAACCUCGACGGCUUGAGCGGCGACGAAGAGGCCGAGAUGGCCAUGGAGGCUCUCCGACUAGGACCAGGUGUCAACUUUUUAGGGACCGGGUGCUGA
Messenger RNA from Penicillium antarcticum, 1740 nucleotides. Its product is annotated as putative aromatic amino acid aminotransferase. NCBI's taxonomy places the organism in Eukaryota, Fungi, Ascomycota, Eurotiomycetes, Eurotiales, Aspergillaceae. The transcript has 3 exons. Gene Ontology annotation, molecular function: transaminase activity; pyridoxal phosphate binding. The record is from RefSeq and is a predicted model, not a curated record. Gene Ontology annotation, biological process: biosynthetic process. Bases 1 to 1740 code for a protein of 579 amino acids.